CUCAGCUCAAAAACAAAUCUCCUUCUUGAACUCAAGGAGAUGGCUCUGGGAAGAGGCAGUGCAGUGGUUCUACUACUUUGCUUCUUGCUGCUUCACUCUCAGAUGGCUCGUGCUGCCACCUACACAGUUGGAGAUUCUGGGGGUUGGACCUUUAACACUGUUGCCUGGCCCAAAGGAAAGCUCUUUCGGGCUGGUGACACACUUGCUUUCAAUUAUAGCCCUGGGACUCACAAUGUGGUGGCCGUGAACAAGGCUGGAUAUGAUAGCUGCAAGACUCCAAGAGGAGCCAAAGUGUAUAAGUCAGGGACGGAUCAGAUCAGACUUGCCAAGGGACAGAACUACUUCAUCUGCAAUUAUGUUGGUCACUGCGAGUCUGGGAUGAAAAUUGCCAUCAACGCUGCCUGAGUUUAAUAAUAUGGUUAACUACCCAUACAUAUUGUAUUGUAAUGCAAAUUGCACCCUUUAGUGGGAAGUUAGCUCCUUUAAAUAAUGUUUAAGAAAAAAAGUAGCUAUGUGUGCUCUUCUAUAAAUGUCACUUAUCUAUAAAGAAUAAAUGUCGGCAGUCGGUGAUCUC
Messenger RNA from Glycine soja, 574 nucleotides. Its product is annotated as basic blue protein-like. Bases 40 to 405 code for a protein of 121 amino acids. Gene Ontology annotation, cellular component: plasma membrane. Lineage: Eukaryota; Viridiplantae; Streptophyta; Magnoliopsida; Fabales; Fabaceae. Gene Ontology annotation, molecular function: electron transfer activity. The transcript has 2 exons. The record is from RefSeq and is a predicted model, not a curated record.